Messenger RNA from Trichogramma pretiosum, 2374 nucleotides. RefSeq names its product UDP-glucuronic acid decarboxylase 1 (gene Uxs). Gene Ontology annotation, biological process: D-xylose metabolic process. The transcript is spliced from 5 exons. Bases 829 to 2154 code for a protein of 441 amino acids. Gene Ontology annotation, molecular function: NAD+ binding; UDP-glucuronate decarboxylase activity. Gene Ontology annotation, cellular component: cytoplasm. NCBI's taxonomy places the organism in Eukaryota, Metazoa, Arthropoda, Insecta, Hymenoptera, Trichogrammatidae. The record is from RefSeq and is a predicted model, not a curated record.
UCGCAGUUACUUUAAAUGAUUCAUACAUUUUUUCUAUUUUCCAUAUAAAAUUAUAAAACAAUCGUUUUCGUUGUCCCGACCUAGAUUCGUUCAAUUUUCAAAAAAUGUCGAGCUCGUUGCAGCAGAGCCACAACAAUGCACGCAAUUAUCUUGCGUAUUCGUAUUCAGUCAACUUCGAGAGCCCAUUUGUUUAAACACUGCGUGCGAGAGCAUGUUUGUAUAUCGGGAAGCGACAUAAACUUACCAGUUCAGUGCGGUAUAUUGCUUACAUACAAUAUGAGCAGUGUGCAAUGCAACACUGCUGACUGCAGUCAACUCAGAGUAGACAGCCGCAAUCUGGAUGCAUGCUCUAGUGCGGCUACUUAUUUUAUACGUCUACCUCUAUAACUCACAAUAUAGCUUACUCGCUCAAUGCAGUGUAUUAUUAGUUUUUAUUUGAAGUUGAAAUAAUCCUAAAAUAUUGUGUGUACAACAUAGCGUAAAACGCGUCUGAAGUUGUUGAAAAACUAUUUGUCAAAAAAUUGUUUGACAUCGUCUAACGCUAAAUUUAUACAAUCAACCGAACUCAAUUUUUUGAAUUUUGAUUAUUACUUCGUCGGCGCUAUUCAUUAUUAUUACAAUGAGAACGAAUUUAACUAUUUUUGUCGGGAAAGAGAUGACUUUUCGCAAAAUUCUUCGCUUUUCGAACAUUAUAUAACGGAGGUUAUACCAAAGUUAAAGAUAUUUGUUCAGAAGAUAACAAAGGUAUUAACGUUUUGCAGAUAGUCAAAACAAUUUUGUGAUUUGAUUGUUUUUAAAAAACAGGACACAUGUUUCGUCAAGAAAAUUAUGCCAAAUCUAAGAAAGAUGAAACAAAUCGCUAUAAUUUUAAUUGGACUGCUUUUAGUUUUAGGUUUAUACAAAAGCUUAGUAAAAACAGAAGAUGACAAUGACUUUCAUGCAGACCAAAAAAGAGUACCUAAUGUUCACUUUCAAAACAGUUUGAGAAUAGCUAACAAUGAAGAAACAAGUGAAAUUGAAAUUAAUAAUUUACAAGAAGCCAAAAAUAAAAUUAAAGAACUUGAAAAGAAAUUACAGUUAAUAGAAACUAAACUAAAUAAUGUAGUCAACAAAAAUUUUCCAAUUGUCAAGUUCCUAAACUAUAAAAAUAGAAAACGUAUUCUAGUAACUGGUGGCGCUGGAUUUGUAGGCUCACAUUUAGUGGAUCGUUUGAUGUUAGCUGGUCAUGAAGUUAUUGUUGUUGAUAAUUUUUUUACUGGACGUAAGAGAAAUGUAGAACAUUGGAUUGGGCAUGAAAAUUUUGAAAUGGUUCAUCAUGAUGUUGUUAGGCCUUUGUAUGUAGAAGUAGAUGAAAUUUAUCAUCUUGCCAGUCCAGCUAGCCCACCGCAUUAUAUGUUGAAUCCUGUCAAAACUAUAAAGACUAAUACGUUAGGGACCAUAAACAUGUUAGGUCUUGCCAAAAGAGUCGGAGCUAGAGUAUUAAUAGCAAGUACAUCAGAAGUUUAUGGAGAUCCUGAAGAACAUCCUCAAUCUGAAACUUACUGGGGACACGUUAAUCCUAUUGGUCCCAGAGCUUGUUACGACGAAGGGAAACGAGUUGCAGAAACAUUAAGUUAUGCAUAUCAACGCCAAGAAAAUAUAGCUGUCAGAGUAGCUAGAAUUUUCAAUACUUAUGGACCUAGAAUGCAUAUGAAUGAUGGAAGAGUUGUAUCAAAUUUCAUUCUACAAGCUCUACAAAAUCAUUCUAUUACCAUUUAUGGUGAUGGAAAACAAACUAGAUCUUUCCAGUAUGUUUCCGAUCUAGUUGACGGAUUGAUUGCUCUAAUGGCAUCAAAUUACACACAACCAAUAAACAUUGGAAAUCCUGUAGAACAUACAAUUGAAGAAUUUGCUAAAAUUAUUAAGGACUUGGUUGGAGGUACAAGUCAAAUAGUUGAACUACCAGCAGUAGAGGAUGAUCCUCAACGACGGAAACCUGAUAUUUCAAGAGCUAAAAAAUAUUUAAAUUGGGAACCAAAAAUUUCACUUGCUGAAGGAUUAAGAAAAACACUAGCUUAUUUUGUUAAAGAAUUACAGCGUUCAAAAACCUCACACAUUGACAAUAAUUUGAAAAGGCCAUUCAAAAAUGAUCAUGAUAUAAUUGAUCAAUUAUAGUGACAAUUUUAUAUGAAAUUUGAAUUUUUAAAGACUUUAAUCAUUACAAUAUUUAUUUAUUAUAUUUAUAAAAUACUUAAAUUAUUGAAAUUAAUUUUUUAAAAAUGAUGCAAGCAAGCAAAACCAUAUUAUAUCAUUUAGACAGCGUUAUUAUUAAUAAUAUUUGUAAAUAAUUUUUAUAAAGUCUUUGUGAAUUAUUACUUUGUAAAAAAUUACUGUA